Messenger RNA from Nycticebus coucang (slow loris), 1705 nucleotides. RefSeq names its product GTPase IMAP family member 7-like. Gene Ontology annotation, molecular function: GTP binding. NCBI's taxonomy places the organism in Eukaryota, Metazoa, Chordata, Mammalia, Primates, Lorisidae. Bases 132 to 1019 code for a protein of 295 amino acids. The record is from RefSeq and is a predicted model, not a curated record. The transcript has 2 exons.
AUGCUUUUGUCUUACAGUUAAAGCAAAAGCAGCAGCUCAAACAGCCUCUUUGGAGAAAACUUGGAAACUCAUCCACUUGCUCAAGAGAAGGUCUUAUAGGAGCCUAAGUUCCCGAGCUUCUUAGUGUGAAUAUGGCUGCACAUCAGGACCGCUCACUGAGGAUAGUCCUGGUAGGGAAAACCGGAAGUGGGAAAAGUGCGACAGCAAACACCAUCCUUGGACAGAAAAUCUUUGCAUCUAAAAUUGCUGCCCAUGCGGUUACCCAGACCUGUCAGAGAGCAUCCCGAGAAUGGAAGGAGAGAGAACUUAUUGUGGUUGACACCCCAGGGCUCUUUGACACCAAAGAGAGCCUGGAUACCACUUGUAAAGAAGUCAGCCGCUGCGUUCUCUAUUCUUGCCCGGGGCCUCAUGCCAUUGUCCUGGUUAUGCCCCUGGGCCGCUUCACGGAAGAAGAGCAGAAAACCGUUGCAUUGAUCAAGGCUGUCUUUGGUGAGGCAGCCAUGAAGCACAUGAUUAUUUUGUUCACCCGCAAAGAAGAGUUGGAGGAACAUGAAAAAACUCUAGAUGAUUUUGUACAAGAAGCUGUGAACCUGGAAGGUAUCAUCAAAGAGUGCGGGGGCAGGUACUGUGCUGUUAGCAACAGCAGCCGAACAGAUAAGGCAAAGCAGGAAAGUCAAGUGCAGGAGCUGGUGGAGCUGAUAGAUAGGAUGGUGCAAGAAAAUGUAGGCUCUUACUUUUCUGAGGCCAUAUACAAGGACACAGAGGAAAGGUUGAGGCGACAGGCGGAGGUUUUGAGGAAAAUCUACACUGAUCAAUUAAAUGAUGAGAUUAAAAAAAUAGAAAAAGAAUAUGCUCAUAAAUCAAAGGAAGAAAAGGAGAAAAGGAUAGAAUUAGCAAGGAGGAAAUAUGAAGAAAAAAUAAGAAACAUAAGGGAACAGGCUGAGAGUAAUGUAUUUGAAAAAAUUUUAAAUAUGAUUAAGAACUUGCUUUUAGGAAUAUGGCCUAGGUUUUGGAAGUGAUAUCAAUUUAAUUCUUUCUCCUCAACUUACUAUGAUUUGUUAAUGUGUCACAUUGUAUUUUUCAAAGAUGGUUGCAACCAUGCCUCCUGUCUCUCAGCUUUAUUAAGAUAUAAUUAACAAAUAAAAGUUGUGUAUAGUUAAGGUAUACAAUGUGAUGUUUUGAUAUGUGUAUACAUUGUGAAAUGACUAAAUCAAGGUAAGUAACGGAUAAGUACCUCACAGUUACAUAUAUAUAUAUAUAUAUAUAUAUUUUUUUUUUUUUUUUUGGUGUGGUGAGAACAUUUAAGACCUACUUCCUUAGAAAAUUUCAAAAAUAAAAUAUAACAUUAUUAAUUAUGGUCACUAUGCUGCACUUAGACCUCCAGAAUUUAUGCACUCUGCAUAAAUUGAAACUGAAUAAUCUCCUCUUUUCCCCCAUCCCCCAGUCCCUGGUAACCAACAUACUACUCUUUGCUUCUGUGAGCUCUACUUUUUAAAAUUCCACAUCUAGGUGAGAUCAUGCAGUGUUUAUCUUUCUGUGCCUAGUUUAUUUCACUUAGCAUAAUGUCCUCCAGUUUCAUCCAUAUUGUUCCAAAUGACAAGAUUUUUUUCUUUUCCAAGGUUGAAUAAUAUUGCAUUAUUAUGAAUGGAAUGUUAAUGAUAACACCAUAUUUUCUUUAUCCAUUCAUCUGCCUAGGGAUAUGGGU